AAGAAUAAUGACGGCUGCCUGGCUUGUCGCUGUGGACGGAAAGACACCCUGGUGGCCUUCCUGCCCGACUCCAACAAGUAUGCCUUCCUGAAGCUGACCUCUGCCGUUGACAAAGAUUACGUCAAACAGAAACUGGAUUCUGCUGUCACUAGUGGUGCCAGAGCACCAGGAGCUCGUGACAUACUAAGUGCCAGUUAUUUGGAUGUGGCA
Molecule: messenger RNA, 210 nt
Organism: Lymnaea stagnalis (great pond snail)
Lineage: Eukaryota; Metazoa; Mollusca; Gastropoda; Lymnaeidae
Source: the annotation of a GenBank genome assembly